Erythranthe guttata (spotted monkey flower) is the source of this 1074-nucleotide messenger RNA. RefSeq lists its product as uncharacterized. NCBI's taxonomy places the organism in Eukaryota, Viridiplantae, Streptophyta, Magnoliopsida, Lamiales, Phrymaceae. Gene Ontology annotation, molecular function: zinc ion binding; nucleic acid binding. The record is from RefSeq and is a predicted model, not a curated record.
AUGGCUUCUUUCAGUAAUAUUUUUGCAGAGGGACAAUCUCAUACUAGGCCACCACUUUUUGAUGGAACUUCAUAUUCUACUUGGAAGAACCGCAUGCAAGAAUUCCUAAUUUCAAUCCAUUGCGACCUAUGGACAAUUAUUCUAGAAGGACCAUUCAUUCCUAUGAAGGACAUCAAAGGCGAAAAAGUGACCAAGGAAUGGAAGGAACUCACAUCCGCGGACAAAUAUUUAGUGUCCAUGAACUCAAAGGCUAAGAAUAUUCUUUCUUGUGCUCUUACUAUUAAUGAAUAUAAUCGUGUUUGUUCAUGUUCUACAGCUAAAGAUAUGUGGGAGAUGUUGCAAGUCACCCAUGAAGGAACAUCCCAAGUAAAGGAACAAAGGAUCAAUAUUCUAGUACAUCAAUAUGAGAUGUUCAACAUGGAGCAAGAAGAAUCCAUAAGUCAAAUGUAUGGUCGUUUCAUGGAGAUCAUAAACCCGUUGACGGCACUUGGCAAGAUCUACUCUCAAAGUGAACAAGUCAAAAAGAUCUUGAGAUCCUUGCCUCGAGAAUGGACUCCAAAGGUGACCGCAAUCCAAGAAGCAAAGGACUUGAACAAUAUGAGCAUUGCAGAACUUAUCGGUUCCCUCACAUCCCAUGAGCUCACCAUCCUUGCAAAAGAUGAGGUAAAAUUAAAUAAAGAAAAAUCCGUUGCUUUUAAAUCUAACACUAUGCAGGACGACGAUAAUGAUUUGGAAGACUUAGAUGAGGACGAGAAGAAUGAGGAAAUCGCGAGGAUCACAAGAAGGAUAAAUCAACUACUAAAUUAUAAUCGGAACUCCUCCCAAAAUUCUCCCCGGAACCUUCGAAAAUCCUCAAAAUUUGAGAGUGAGAUAAAGUGUUAUCAAUGCCAAAAUUCCGGUCAUAUAAAGCCCAACUGCCCGUUACUCAACAAAUGUGAACGGUUCCAACGGAUGUCAAAACACAAAGGAUUAAGCACAACUUGGGAUGAUCAAGAAUUCGAAGGGGAUAUGACCGAUGAGGAAAUCGCAAAUGUUUGUCUCAUGACAAACGAAGAGACGAUUGGCAUGAAAUGA